GCGUUCGCCUUUGGUCAACUCUUUUGUCUUUCUUUGUAGACGACACACAUUCAACCAUUUUUUCUCCAACUUGGAAAAUGGACAGCCAAGACUCCAGAAAGAAUCAUACACAUACACCAGGGCAUGGGAGUCAUGGAGUUCGUGUGUGUCACAGAUGUGGAUGGCCCUUUCCGCAACGACAUCCAAGCGCAAGACGCAAGCAUGCACACAAGAAGAUAUGUGGAACUCUUGAAGGAUACAAGGUUGUUGACUCUGAGGAGGCUUCCCUCUCGGCUCUUUCUGAUGAUGACGAUGACAAUUUUUCUGAUGAAGAACCUGAAACCCCUAGUCCAAAAGGUUUGGAGAGAAGUAGUAAUGAGAAGGGUAGUGGCGGAAUAGGGGACAUAUCAAAUAGAUCAGAAGACGAGGUCUUCAAGGAUGCUGUUGCGGAAUUUCCUGAAAGUGGAUACAGUUCGGUGACGGGAGAGUAUACUAGGGAUGUUAAAGAACAGGAAAUUGGCCUGGAGGUCAAUAAAGCCACUGCUCAAAUAUCCAAGGAUGGUUCGAUUACUGUUACCGGCCCACCUCCUAGCAAUUCAGCUGACCCCAUCCAAAUGCAAAGUACUGAAGCUCCAGUAUGUAAUCUGCCUGGAAAAGCAAAAGAGUCCCUAGAUCAUGAUUCAAAUUCUACCACUGGCUUCAUGACUAGAUAUUUAAUAGAUUGCAGAGAUGAAGAAUCUGGCUUUGAGUAUAGCCAUGAUAAUGAAGGUUCUGCGUGUGACCCAAUCCCCAUCAAACUUGAAACACAAACAGAUGCAUCACAAGAGAAUAAGAAGAUUGGUGCUGGCAAGGAUUUGUCAGAGACUGAUGCAAAAGGAUACGAAGGAACUAAAUUUGAUUCAGGGGAAGCAUCUGAGAUGGUAUCCAAGUUGCAGAAGAUGGGGGAUGUAACUUCAGAGCCAGUGCCUGCUGCAGAAUCCCUUAAAUUGAAGGAAGGCCAUGCAGAUGUUUUAGCCUCUGGAAUGUCUUUAAAAGAUCUCUCCUCUGAAGUUAAAUCAGAUGAACCUGUUGAUUCUUCUUUUGAUGCUGCACAGACCAAGGGGGGUGAUGAUCAAGAAAUGGACUGCACUGAUUAUGUCAAUUCAACAGAUGUCUAUGAUAAUAAGGGAGAAGGGGAUGGAAAUGUGCAUGUGCUUAUAGUUCCCCAUGACUUUCCUGUAGUAGCCGAUGCUGAGAACAUGGUUAAAGGUUUUAAAGACCAUGAAGGAGGGAAAUUACCCCGACUUAUAAAUGUGGAUUCAUCUGAAGUAUUUAACAAUGUUAAGGAUUCUGACACUAAGGACAAUCCUUCUGGUUUUAAUUCAAGGCCAUUGACCAAGGCCACCAAAGUCUCUACAUCAGAUUUGCGUGUUUUGAAUGAUAAUGUUGAACCCAGAGGUGUGGCCAGCCAGCUUAUUGUUGAAGAAUUGCCUGAUGAAGCAGAAGAUGAUAUGCCCCGUAAAUCAGAAGUUGGUGCAACAGAUGUUGUGGUAUGUGACCUGGAGAAGAGCAUUUCUGUUCAAUCUCCUGAAGAAGGACCUCGUGAUCAUUGUGAAACUUCAUCUCUGACGAGUUAUCUAGAGCACACUGCAAACGCCAUAUCUGUUACUAGCACCCUGGUAGUGCCAAUAGAUGCUGAAGUCAGGCAGACAAACUUAGAUGCUACUGGUAAUCAUGAUAAAGAUAGAAUUGAAAGUUCCGAAAUAGCUGUAAAUGACAUAAACAAAAGAAAUGCAGUGGAGAAUUGUGCAGAAAACAGAAUACCAACUUCUGGACAUGCUAGUAUUCCCGCCGAACAAGUUGAUCGAAGGAACAGCGUACUUGGAGAUGUCAAUGCUGAUGCUCAUGAAGAGGGUAAAAUAGAAAGAUGCAAUGUGUCUAAAAUUGAAACUGAGGGUGAUUCUGUACCUGGAUUGGGGGAGGAAAAUCUCCUGAGGGAGCCAAAAGCAACACCUGAAUCUGCUGCCAAUGUUGAAUACCAUUAUACCUCAGAGAAUGAAAUUAAUGUGUGUGGGGGUAAGCUGUUAGAACAUCAGCACAUAGAUUUAGGUAGAGAGUUGGAGCUUCAAGAUAGCAAAAAGGAACCUGAAAGCAAUACUGAUUAUCACAAUUGA
This is a messenger RNA of Populus euphratica (Euphrates poplar), 2132 nucleotides long. RefSeq lists its product as uncharacterized. The record is from RefSeq and is a predicted model, not a curated record. The coding region runs from base 78 to 2132 and encodes 684 amino acids. The transcript has 5 exons. Lineage: Eukaryota; Viridiplantae; Streptophyta; Magnoliopsida; Malpighiales; Salicaceae.